Molecule: messenger RNA, 1788 nt
Organism: Helianthus annuus (common sunflower)
Lineage: Eukaryota; Viridiplantae; Streptophyta; Magnoliopsida; Asterales; Asteraceae
Exons: 2
Coding region: 80-1660 (526 amino acids)
Source: RefSeq, a predicted model, not a curated record
AAUAUGUUUCUGGGUUCAAGUUAUAUAUAUGUGUGCAUGUUUGUUCUUCUAAGAAGUCACAGUAUCAUUUGUACAGAAAAUGGGGAACUCCUCAUCUCAACCUCUUCCUGUUGACACAAGCUUCAAGCUUCCUUCUGCCUUGCCAUCUUGGCCACUAGGGGAAGGUUUUGCUAGUGGAAUAAUUGAUCUUGGAGGACUUCAAGUUUGCCAGAUAACAUCUUUCACCAAAAUUUGGUCCAAUAAUGAUGUCACGUUCUUUGAGCCAUCACCCAUACCAAAUGGUUUUUCCAUGCUUGGAUGCCAUUGCCAAUCCAAUAACACCCCACUUUUUGGUUGGGUUCUCGCCGGAAAAGAUGUUUCCGGCGGAACCCUAGCUGCUCCAGUAGACUACACUCUAGUCUGGAGCAGUAACAAUUCAUUUUAUGUCUGGCUACCAACCCCACCGGAGGGUUAUAAGUCAGUAGGCUACACCAUCACUACCUUGCCUAGCAAACCUUCACUGGAUAAAAUCCGGUGUGUUCGAGCCGAUCUAACCGAUGAAACCGAAGUAGAUGCAUUGUUAUGGAGUUCUAGUGGUGUGAAUGUGUAUGGGUUAAGGCCAAAAGUUAGGGGGAGACAAGCUCUAGGGGUGUCUGUAGGUACAUUCAUAAUUAGCAAAAAUGGAGAUGAUACAAGUUUAUUAUCUCUUUCUUGUUUAAAGAAUAAUAACUUUGAGAACUUGACUUCUUUCAUGCCAAAUUUAGCUCAAAUUGAUGCCCUGGUUAAAGAAUAUUCUCCAAGAUUUUAUUUUCACCCUAAAGAAACCUACUUUCCUGCUUCUACAAAAUGGUAUUUCACCAAUGGGGUUCAACUCUACCACACAGGAGAAGAAUCAAACCCUAUCCCAGUCAAUCCCACCGGCUCGAACCUUCCUCAAGGUGGUUCGAACGAUGGCACUUACUGGCUGGACCUGCCGGUUGAUGAAGCUGAGAGAGAAAGGGUCAAGAAAGGUGACUUGCAAAGCUGUGAGGCUUAUCUUCAUGUCAAACCAAUGCUUGGAGCCACAUUUACCGAUCUAGCCAUAUGGGUUUUUUACCCUUUUAAUGGCCCAGCAACUGCUAAAGUAGGGUUGGUAAAUGUCCCUCUAGGAAGGGUUGGUGAACAUAUAGGUGAUUGGGAGCAUGUGACCCUAAGGGUUAGCAAUUUUAAUGGACUUUUAUAUCGUGUUUAUUUCGCACAACAUAGUGGAGGGGUGUGGGUGGACACCACUUCCCUAGAGUUUUUCGAUGCGAGUAACAACUUCGCAGCUUACCCAUCUCUAAAUGGCCAUGCAACAUACCCGGCCCCAGGACUUGUACUACAAGGAAACGAUGUGGCUGGUAUUAGAAACGAUACUGCAAAAAGUGACAAUUUUUAUAACGUAAAGGAAAGAUAUUCAGUCAUGGCAGCCGAAUACAUCAAUGAUGUAAGCGAGCUACCAUGGGUGAAUUUCACAAGAAAAUGGGGUCCUAAGAUAACGUAUGAUGUAGGAACGGAGAUUGAAAACGUACAAAGCUCAGUGGACGGAACUUUGGCAUCGCCAAUUGGAAGCUUGCUUGGCCUCAUACCGAGGGAAUUUUCUAGUGAGGAUGGACCUACCGGACCUAAAAUGAAGGUUGAUUGGGAUGGUGAUGAACGGUAAUCAAAAAGUGUGUUUGUUGACUAUUUAACUCUUGUUUUUUCAGUUUAUUAUUAUGUUACACUUGCAUUCCUUUCAUUAUGUAUGUGGUGUUGUUUGCUUAAUAUGAAUAAUGAAUUGUUUUAUUUUGA